AGCCCACGAGCUCCAGGGGAGAAAGGGAAGGCUCUGGCCACCACUCCAGCACUCUCUUCAAACACGGAAUUGCUAUAGGCGGGUCUCAUAAGAUCUUGGACCUGGGUGGCUGCGUGCACCAGUGAGCCCACGAAGGCCGCAGAUCGAAACACAGAACUUGAAGCUGCACUUGCAGCAGCGAGGCUUCAUCGGGCAGCACCCCGGAGCUUUGGCCGUUUCGCUCCUUCCUGACCACAAGGAAUAAUUUGAGCAAGAUUUUAGCUCAGACGAUUAACUCGGGAUUUCUUACCAGCUAUCGGUUUCUGGUUUCUAGGCCAUGGGCGAUAAAUCGGCAGAGGUGCAAAGCCUCAUCCGAACUAUCCAAGUACCGGCCAUUUCAAAGGCCGUCCUUCAGUCCAUCUGCGCCGUGAAUGGCAUCCCAAAGACUGGAAACAAAAGCGACUUGCAGAGACGAAUCAUCCAGCAAAUCAACUCAUGUAGCGACUCUCGGGACUGGGAACGGCUACAGGAAAUUCGCGAGAGCAUAGUGAAGAGGGCACCGAUUUAUGUGGGACCCUCACUCGUCAAUCAGACUCAACCGCAGUCGCACUCUCAACCACAACCGCCGGGCCCAGUCGCCAUCCGGUCACAGCCAUUACCUCAAUCCUCCUACUUAUCACAGGCCGCACGGGAUUAUACUCCUCCCAACUAUGCCAUGGGCUCUUACAACACACCCGGCUACGGCGGCCUCAACGGGCUGAGAUCGUCCAAUGCAGCGCCCGCUCCUUAUCAAGCGUCCCCAGGGGUGCCAGCAGCUCGGUCGCGCCCGAAUGCCGGGCUGCUCGCGCCGACUAUUACUUACAAACCCAGUCCGUUCUACGAGAUGAAAUACCAGAUCGGCGAUGUCAAGACUCUGGAAGUCAUGACGGCGCACCGCAACUCGGAGCGCAUCUCGGUGAGGGUACAGGAUCAGCCGGCUGUGCAGCUGUGCCUUUCGGACCGGACCAUGCGAGUCAUGGUUUUCUGCGCAGCCGGAAAUUCCGGAGUCCAAGAGAUCGCAUUCCCGUACCAGUGCGAACUGAAGGUGAACGGCGGGGACAUCAAGGCGAAUCUUCGGGGCCUGAAGAACAAACCCGGGUCUACUAGACCGGUUGACAUCACGGACUCGUUGCGCCUGCGGCCUGCCAGCUACACCAACAACGUGGAGCUCACCUACGCCCUGACUCAGAAGGUAGGCGGCGCGUCCCAGAAGAAGGGCUUAGAGAAGUUCUACCUCAGCUUGAUCGUCUGCAAAUCCGUGCCCGUCGAGACACUGGUUUUGCAGAUCCAGAAGAAGAUUCGCAAAGAAUCCGUCUUUGCCGAAAUAACCAAAAAGGCCAAUGACGACGACGUAGUCGCAACGUCGCAGAAUCUGAGCCUUAAGUGUCCUCUUUCUUACAUGAGGCUCCAGUUGCCGUGUCGUGGCGUCAGCUGUAACCAUAUCCAAUGUUUUGAUGCGACAUCUUACCUGCAGCUGCAGGAACAGGGGCCGCAAUGGAUGUGUCCCAUCUGCAGCAAACCCACGCCGUUUGAGCAACUAGCCAUCGACGAGUACGCGCGGGACAUCCUGACGCAGACGCCCGAGUCUGUUGAGCAGGUCACGAUUGAGCCGAACGGCGAGUGGGCCGUGCCGGGCGCCAAGAAGCAGGCAACGCCCAACCGCCAGGAAGCCAGCUUUGUCGACGACGAUGAUAUCGUGAUCUCGGAAAUCACUAGAACUGGAGGCAGGAGCACGGCGGCGCCCAGUCUGCCGCCCGCGCCCACGCCACAUCUUGCCACGCCUACCAGCGUCGCAUCGCGUGAUACGUCUGCCGCCCCCAGGUCGUCGAACAAGCGGACGGCCGACGAGGUUAUUGAUCUGACGCUGGACGACAGCGACGACGAGCCGCCUCCGCCCAAGCGCCCGAACCAUGGCAACCCCGGACAUUCCUGGGUCUCGCGCUAGCAGCACGGGACCCCGUCUAAGAGAGCACGCCGCUAGGCUACGGUACGGCUUUAAGAGUAGGGGGCAUGCACCGUGGGAGGAUCGAUUGCAUGGGUUCGCUUCUUCUUCUUUAUGGCAUGAUCUCGCAGCAUUUGCACUCCGGUUGGAGGGGAGGCAUUGGUGGGCGUUGGAGGGUUCAUCUACAUUACUGUGAUCACAGAUCAGGUGUAAACGGCGCAGUUUCCCGGGCCUAACAAUCCGGGGAGGAAAGGAAUUGUGAUCUUGAUGCUUUUUCCAGGGCAGGGCCUGAUACCUUGGUUCCGGAGACCUAUACAUCCCGUCUUGGGUUUGACUGUCAGCACCAAUGCAAUGAAUUAUCAAAUCAACAAAGUGUACAUAGUAAUCGAGUGC
Parathielavia appendiculata is the source of this 2353-nucleotide messenger RNA. RefSeq lists its product as uncharacterized. Gene Ontology annotation, biological process: protein sumoylation. The record is from RefSeq and is a predicted model, not a curated record. The transcript is spliced from 6 exons. Gene Ontology annotation, molecular function: SUMO ligase activity; zinc ion binding. Bases 317 to 1963 code for a protein of 548 amino acids. Gene Ontology annotation, cellular component: chromatin. Lineage: Eukaryota; Fungi; Ascomycota; Sordariomycetes; Sordariales; Chaetomiaceae.